GGCGCCUGCGAAUGACGUCAAGCGGGCGCCUGCACUUGCGCGCUGUUUCCCUCCGCGGAGCUCAUAGUAUCUCCCAGCUACCCGGGCUGCAGCCUGCGCUGGGUUCAAGCCGAAGAUCAUGAACCGCAGCCGCCAAGUGACCUGCGUGGCCUGGGUCCGCCGCGGCGUGGCCAAAGAGACGCCAGACAAGGUAGAGCUAAGUAAAGAGGAAGUGAAACGUCUCAUUGCUGAAGCAAAAGGAAAAUUACAAGAAGAAGUCGGGAGUGAGGAAGAGGAGGCAGGCAGUCCUUCAGAAGAUGGCAUGCAGAGUGUCCCGACCCAGGCACGGCCUAGGGAGCCCCUGGAGGAUGGGGAUCCACAAGAUGACCGCACACUAGAUGAUGACGAGCUGGCAGAGUACGACUUGGAUAAUUAUGACAAAGAAGACAGCCCAGAUGCUGAGACCAUUGGCGAAUCUCUGUUGGGUCUUACAGUCUAUGGCAGUAAUGACCAGGAUCCAUAUGUCACCUUGAAAGACACGGAACAGUAUGAGCAUGAAGAUUUCUUGAUUAAGCCGACUGACAACCUCAUCGUUUGUGGCCGUGCUGAACAGGAGCAGUGCAAUUUAGAGAUACAUAUUUAUAAUCAAGAAGAGGAGUCUUUCUAUGUCCACCAUGACAUACUGCUGUCGGCAUACCCUCUGAGUGUGGAGUGGCUGAAUUUUGAUCCUAGCCCAGAUGCAUCUACUGGAAAUUAUAUUGCUGUGGGAAACAUGACCCCUGUCAUUGAGGUGUGGGACCUGGAUAUAGUGGAUUCUCUAGAACCAGUCUUCACACUGGGAAGCAAGCUUUCCAAAAAGAAGAAGAAGAAAGGGAAGAAGAAUUCCUCAGCAGAAGGACAUACUGAUGCUGUCCUUGACCUCUCCUGGAAUAAGACAGUCAGAAAUGUGCUGGCAAGUGCAUCCGCAGAUAGCACUGUAAUCCUCUGGGAUCUGUCUGUGGGGAAAUCAUGGCGGUUCAGUGGGCAGAUCGAGAGAGUGACCUGGAACCACUUCUCACCGUGUCAUUUCUUGGCCAGUACGGAUGAUGGCUUUGUAUAUAAUCUGGAUGCACGUUCAGAUAAGCCAAUUUUUACACUUAAUGCACACAACGAUGAAAUCUCUGGUCUGGAUCUGAGCAGUCAGAUCAAAGGCUGCCUUGUAACUGCUUCCGCAGACAAAUUUGUGAAGAUCUGGGACAUCUUAGGAGAUAGGCCAAGUCUCAUUCAUUCCAGAGACAUGAAAAUGGGAGUUCUCUUUUGUUCUUCAUGCUGUCCUGAUUUGCCAUUUGUUUAUGCCUUUGGAGGACAGAAAGAAGGGCUUCGGGUUUGGGACAUAAGCACUGUCUCUUCAGUAAACGAAGCAUUUGGAAGACGGGAGAGACUGGUUAUUGGCAGCACAAAAGGUUUAUCUGUUAAUGGCCCCUGUGGGAGCAGGAGCCCACAGACACCAAUGGAGUCCUGACAAAGAUCAGUUUCCUGGUGUGCUUACCUAAACUCAGUUCCCAUUGCCAUUCCUUUCUGCAGCUUUGGUGGCAGUCUGCAACCUUUGGACUGUCUUCAACUGGACAGAGUUCUUACAUUUCUUCAAAAUAAAGAUUUUUUAAAAAUGAUUCCUUAAACCGGUCAUCUGACCCAGGAACUGUAGGUUUAUAAAAUGCAUGGAUUUUCUGAGACGGGUCUUGCUGUGUUAGCCAAGCUGCUGUGGUGGCUCAUGCUUGUCCCACACUGGGGAGGAGAGAAAGGGGCAGAUGCCUAGGACCCGUGGCCAGCCAGCCUGGCCUGCUCAGGGAUCCACCUCUCUCCUUCUUCCUUUGCACAGUAGGUUCUAGAAGUGAAUGCCCUUGUGUUUACAAAUCAAGCAUUUCACUCACUGAGCAGUGUCCUAGCCCAUUGUUUUUAAAAUGUGAUCCCUAAAGGCAUUUUCACCUUUUGAAUAUUAAUCAUAUUUUGACAGUGCUACCACCUUUUGGUUAUUUUCAGGGAUAUUUUCUUUCAAAUGUCAAUAUUUUUAGAAUGGGGAUUUAGUUCAUACAAUUUUCUGUGAUGAAAAUAUUUUACUAAAUAGACAACAGGCUGUCAAAGUAGUAUUCUAUAACCUUGUAAAUUUUGGUUCCAGUAAAUUCUCCGUCUAGUUAUUUUAAAUAAACUUGAACUUCUCAAGCC
Molecule: messenger RNA, 2181 nt
Organism: Mastomys coucha (southern multimammate mouse)
Lineage: Eukaryota; Metazoa; Chordata; Mammalia; Rodentia; Muridae
Gene: Pwp1
Product: PWP1 homolog, endonuclein
Exons: 14
Coding region: 119-1480 (453 amino acids)
Biological process (GO): rRNA processing
Cellular component (GO): nucleus
Molecular function (GO): protein binding
Source: RefSeq, a predicted model, not a curated record